Molecule: messenger RNA, 789 nt
Organism: Peniophora sp. CBMAI 1063
Lineage: Eukaryota; Fungi; Basidiomycota; Agaricomycetes; Russulales; Peniophoraceae
Source: the annotation of a GenBank genome assembly
AUGGACGAGUUGAUUGAGUAUUCUAGUUCUAACUGGCAGAGGUACGAUAAGGUGGAGGUGCGAAGGCUCAAGAUAGAAUUCGAAGCAAAGCACUUGCACUCUGCAGAGCAACUGCACGGUAUCGUCGGCACAGACUCGAGCCAACCCUUCGACAUGCGCGAUGUCAUCUCGCGUCUCGUUAAGUCGAUGGUAGCCCCUUCCACGAGUUCAAGAAGGAGUACGGUCCCAUCAUUGUCACGGGCUUUGCGAACGUCCAUGGGUACCCUGUUGGCAUCGUGGCCAACAAUGGCAUCCUGUUCUCACUCUCGGCGCUCAAGGCGACGCACUUCAUUCAACUCUGCUCUCAGCGCCGAGCGCGGUGGUAUCGCGAAGGACGGUGCGAAGAUGGUUCGCGCGGUGGCGUGUGCCGAUGUGCCGAAGCUGACCGUCGUCGUGGGCGGAAGCUUCGGUGCGGGUAACUAUGGGAUGUCUGGACGAGCAUACUCGCCUCGAUUCUUGUGGGUGUGGCCCAACGCGAAAGUCUCCGUCAUGGGUCCCGGUCAACUCAGCCAGGUUAUGCAGACAAUCUCCAAGGAUCCGUCGCGACAUGCAUCCUUGAAGGCAGAGAUCGAAGCUCAGGCGUCUGCGUACCAUGCCAGUGCGCGCCUUUGGGACGACCAUAUCAUCAAGCCUACCGAUACGCGCGACGUUGUGGGUCUUGCGCUCGCAUUGACAGCUCGCAAAUGCGGUACUUUCCGUCCGACUGCCUGGGAUGGAAGCGGUGCUGGCUUUGGGCUGUAUCGUAUGUAA